Melospiza georgiana is the source of this 5782-nucleotide messenger RNA. RefSeq names its product zinc finger and BTB domain containing 24 (gene ZBTB24). Gene Ontology annotation, cellular component: nucleus. Gene Ontology annotation, biological process: regulation of transcription by RNA polymerase II. Bases 77 to 2278 code for a protein of 733 amino acids. The transcript is spliced from 7 exons. NCBI's taxonomy places the organism in Eukaryota, Metazoa, Chordata, Aves, Passeriformes, Passerellidae. Gene Ontology annotation, molecular function: protein binding; RNA polymerase II cis-regulatory region sequence-specific DNA binding; DNA-binding transcription factor activity, RNA polymerase II-specific. The record is from RefSeq and is a predicted model, not a curated record.
GCGCGGUGCCAGCCCCGGCCCGGAAGUGCAGCGGCGGCGGCGGCGAGCGGCACCUCCUGUAAUAUUCAUAAUUAAAAUGGCAAAAACAAUUGAUCCUUCUGAGAAACUGAUCAUCCACUCCAAAGCUCACAAAGAUACCAUUCUAGCUAAUUUUGAGGAACAAAGAAAAAAGGAUUUUCUUUGUGACAUUACUCUGAUAGUGGAGAAUGUGCAAUUUAGAGCCCAUAAAGCUUUGCUGGCUGCCAGCAGUGAAUACUUCUCAAUGAUGUUUGUAAAUGAGGAUGAAAUAGGGCAGUCAGUUUAUAUGUUGGAGGGAAUGGUGGCAGACACCUUUGGAGUUCUGCUAGAAUUUAUUUACACUGGUUGCCUCUGUGCCAGUGAGAAAAGCACAGAACAAAUCCUGGCUACUGCACAGCUGCUGAAAGUAACUGACUUGGUCUGGGCCUGUACAGACUACCUGGAAAGCCGCAGCCCAGGCAGUGCAUUGCCAGCUCCAGCUGAAAGUGUAGCCUCUGUUGUUGCAAGUGACAGGAAAAAUGAUGAUCCACCAAAGCGAAAACGGGGGCGGCCAAGGAAAAUCAAGAUUGUCCAAGAGGAAGAAGAAGAAGAAUCAGGAGCAAAUUCUGCCAAAGAUGGGCAGCUGAGAGAGAACAACUCUGUGCAAAAUGAGCAAAAUUAUAUGAAAAAAGACACUGAAGUAGAAGAAACAGUUGCCAAUGAACAGGCUUCAGUGGGGAAAGAUGGAGAAGAAAGUGAACCUGCUUGUAGCUCAGAGGCUGCUGUUGAUCUAUCAGCUGAGAAGGAUGAAAACUACGAUCCCAAAUCUGAAGGAAUACAGAGCACUCAGAGCCGUUACAGCAAACGUAGAAUAAGGAGAUCAAUCAAACUAAAAGAUUACAAACUUCUUGGGGAUGAGGAUGAGAAAGGACUGGCAAAGAGAGCUGAUGGAAAAAGAAAGCGUAUGGGUUCUGAAGCUCGCUGUAAAGACUGUGGCAAAGUAUUUAAGUACAGUCAUUUCUUGGCUAUUCACCAGCGAAGCCAUACAGGGGAAUGCCCUUUUAAAUGCAGUGAGUGUGGCAAAGGCUUUUCCCAGAAGCAUUCUCUUCAAGUGCAUGAGCGGAUGCAUACCGGGGAACGGCCGUACACGUGCACCAUUUGCAGUAAGGCUCUGACCACAAAGCAUUCUCUUCUGGAGCACAUGAGCCUACAUUCAGGGCAGAAGGCUUUUACCUGCGAUCAGUGUGGGAAAUACUUCAGCCAAAAGAGACAGCUCAAGAGCCACUAUCGACUACACUCAGGCCGUUCACUGCCGGAAUGCAACCAGUGUCGUCGCAAAUUCAUGGAUGCAGCUCAGCUAAAGAAACAUCUAAGAACACACACAGGUGAGAAGCCCUUCACUUGUGAGAUUUGUGGCAAAUCAUUUACAGCUAAAAGUUCACUUCAGACUCACAUUAGAAUUCACAGAGGAGAAAAGCCAUAUUCUUGUGAUAUAUGUGGAAAAUCCUUCUCUGAUUCCAGUGCUAAGAGAAGACAUUGUAUCUUACACACAGGCAAAAAGCCUUUUGCCUGCCCAGAAUGUAGUUUGCAGUUUGCUCGUCUGGACAACCUGAAGUCUCAUUUGAAAAUUCACAGCAAGGAAAAGCAGUUUCAGGAAGGCAGCGCUGCCCUGAGCGCCAACGCUCAUCCGGAAGAAGUGCGAAACAUUCUCCAGCUGCAGCAGUACCAACUUGCCACCUCGGGAGGGCAGGAAAUUCAGCUGCUGGUUACGGAUGCAGUACACAACAUCAACUUCAUGCCCAGCCACAAUCAAGGCAUCAGCAUUGUGACCACGGAAAGUGCCCCCAGCAUGACCACAGAGCAGGCUGCCAACCUCGCGCUCCUUGCGCAGCCGCCGCAGCAGCUGCAAAACUUGUUGCUUUCAGCUCAGCAGGAGCAAGCAGAACAAAUUCAAAGUAUCAAUAUGAUUGCAAACCAAAUAGAGGCUGCCCAGCCUGAACAAAUGCAUGUCAUCACUCUUUCCAAGGAAGCACUGGAACAUCUCCAUGCUCAUCAAGGACAAAAUGAACAAAUCCACUUGCCGGGAUCUUCACAUCCAGCUCAGCACGUGCAGCUGGCUCAGGAAUCAAGUCAGCAGUCCCCCUCUAACCACGACACGGUUCCUUCCCAUCAAGUCAGUGAGGAACAGAAUCAAAGUGUACUUGUUUCUGAAUCCCAUCAGCAGCCUCUGUCAGUGAAUGAGUCAUCUCCUGAGCAUCCUAUCCAGGGACAGGCUUUCUGAAAUGCUUGUUUGUCAGCAGACGGCUGGGCUAGAGAAUGCUUCUCAUCCCAGCAGGGAUUACGUGUGUCACGUGUGUUUUUUUGCAACAUAAGCUAUCCAAGCAUAAGCAUUUCUUGGUGAUUUUGGAUGAGUGACUCAAUUUCCUUAACCAUAUUUAUUUUAGACUGCUUUGUUUUUCUGGAUUGGUAUUUCUUUACCAUACUUAGUCCUCACAAGUAUCUCACAAGCAAUUAAUGUGGGGUUUUGUGCCUCAUUCACAUCUCUGCCUCCUGAGGAGAUAUUUAGCCCUUAUUUGCAUUUCUGAGUGACUCUUCAGAGAAGUUCACCUGGCUGGUAGGAGAACAAUGUUUAGGACAUCUGUGGAUCACAAAGUACCACUUCCCUGUCAAACUUAACGUUAUACCUGAGCUAUUGUCAAGCUUAAGACAACCAGUACUUUUUGCAAAGCAAACACCAUAUUUCUUCUGUUUAAUGAGCUUUCUCUCUGCAGGUUAAUGUAUAAUUCUCUAUGUAAUCAUUCCCUGAAGUGCAUUAUGAGUUACUGACUACCAGAUUCAUUUGGUUUGAGUUGAAACUGUUUGCAGCCUUUAACUAGCCCUGAAUCUUCCCUCCUAUUUACCAUGUGCUGUACACAUCUUUCUCCUCAGAAACAUUUAAGCCAUUGCACUUGAAUAGUGGCAAUGAGAUGCAAUGGUUACACUGGAGAACUGAAACCCCACAGAUUCUGCUCUGUUAGUUCUGCCACUCACUCUCUGUGUGACUGUGGGCAAGGGAGUUGACCUCUGUGCCUUAUUUCAUCAUCUAGUAAGUGGGGGAUAGUGUUCACACACUCUGCCAAGCACUUUGAAGAGCUCUUGAUGUUGAAAGCACUGUCUCUUGAAGUGCAAAACCCUCUUCCUGACAGGAUUCUGUCUAAGCUUAGGAACCACUGUAUAUUUAAAGUGUUAUUUUUUGUACUUUUGAAAGAAGAACAUAAUCUUACUUUAAUAUAUGUUAAGACUGGUAAUUGUUUAUGUGAGGAUUCAAACAAUGAAGAGCAUCACUUCAGAUCUUAACAAGUUACAUAAAUGGGGCACAUCACUUAAAGUUGUGCAGCUAUUUUUGUUGACUAAAUUAGAUGUGUACAGAUUGUUUUCAAUGACUGACUGCUAACAAAAAAGAUUUAACAUGGUAAUAAAAUGCCUUGCCAAAAUACAUGCUUUCUGUUUUCAGGUUUGACUACUGGUAACACCUUUGCACUGGAGUGUUAAAAUCCAGAUAAAAUGCCACUGUUACUUAAAAGAACAUACUCAAUUGUCACUUCAGCUUUAAAAUGUCAUAUUUGUGAUUUAUAUGAAUGUUUAUGUUACAACAAACAAAAAAUUCUAAAAAACAUGGUGAAUUUAAAAGCAAAAUUACCCACAAUUUUAUAUUUUUUUUUGUUCCAAGUCCAGACUACUUGGCCUGCUCCUGACUGCAUGCUGCAGAAGUUUGGCUAAGUAUCUCCAUGUGGUCAAAGUACUGGAUCACUUUUAUAUGAAUGGAUCAUGAUAAGGGUAGACAGUGGGAAUAAAUCAAUGCAAAGGUGUUUAGGCUUUUCACCUUUCCUCUCAGAAUGGAGAAAUAAAAUUGGCAUCCAUUCUGCCACCAAAGUGAACCAGCAUAUUCUGCAGUUCUGCCUGAGAAGCCUGAAGUCCAGAUGUUGUAAGAGCAGAUAAAUAAAUACAGUAAAGCCUGUUACAACACUUAUGACAAUGCUGCUGAUUAAUUGUAUAAGCUUACAGUAAAUAUUCUGGCAGUUUAAUCCUAAACUUCUGCUUUUAUCUAAAACAUUGUACAGUGCAGCCAGACUACUGUGUGGUCAUAAGUUUUCAGGAACCUGCACAGAAUUCAUUGUCAGCCAUAUAUUUACGAGUCCUGAAAUGCUUAAAACCAGGUUACAAGCUAAAUUCUGAGGCUACCAAUCAAGGAACUGUUCAAUACUUUUCUUCUUUGAACUUUGUUAUGUUCGUUAUGCAGUUAUCCUUGCAGGGUUCAGUUCCAUGCUGCUGUUUGAAAACACGGGACACUUCCAUAUACUGAUUUCUCAGUGCUUUCCCUGCCACUAAAAAACCUGAAGUUUGGUCUUUGGAAUUCUGUUUUGCUUUUCUGCAGAUAACCAGUGAAGAAACAAGCUGCUGUGAAUAGCAGGGCAAUGACUAAUCUUGCACCCUGCAUUGCUUAAACUGUCAGCACAUAUUGUAGCUUGCACUCAAGAAGCUGGCGUGACUUCUCAUAUCAACAAAUGUUGCUUUUUGAACACCAUUUGCUUUCUUUCUAGUGAAUGCCUUUCUCUUAAAAGAUGAAAAUUAAUCCUUUUUCUGUGUGUGCAUUUUUAAAAGGCUUCAGCUGAAGUCUAGGAUUGCUUUGAAUUAGAAAGGAAACCACUUCAGCCUUGUUUUUCAGUCCAGCUGCCACUAAUAAUGAUUUAGGAAAAAAAAGCAUCCCUUAGAAACUAUGUUUCAGAACAGCUCUCUAAAUAUCUUUACUCCUUAGCCAGUAAACACCUUAACUUCGCUUUUUCUCACAUAGACUAAUCCUAACAAAUCCGUCUCGCUGCUUUCUACGUUAAAAUGAGAUUAAGGUUUUAGACGUAAAUGCAGGGCAGUAAGAGGACUACAGAAAGAUCUGGGUUUGUAAGCAUUUAACACCCUUGUGUGUUAUCUCUGCUCAAUUUGUAAGUUACCCAGUGUGGUUGAACUCUGAUAGGAUCUCGCUUUUUUUUUUUUUCCAAAUGCAAGUUUGUUAGAUUUUGGCUUUUUCUGAAGAUUUUGGUUGGUUCUCCAGGUGCAAGUUGAAACAAAUCCCCGAGAGGGAAAGCAAACACACUCUGAAGCCUGCAUUUGUCUGUUGUGUGUGUAAUUCCCCUGCUUGGCUUUCCAGUCCAGCAUCUUGGGUUUUGAUAAAUUAAUAUCAGAGUAUUUAUUUCAUAUAGGCUGUAAAAGUAAAUUACCCUGCCAAUAGGAAAAGAAAGUGCUACUAGGGAUUGUACAGCAAUUUUUUCUUAGCAUCUAAGAGGAAAAGGAGAGGAGUCUACCUCAUCACAAAUUCUUCCAACUCAAUGCCUAUUCACAGGUUAAAAUUAAGGAUAUUGAGCCUGGCAUUGAUCUUGCCAGUUGUCGAGGAAAGAGUUUUGCUUGCAUUUCUUUGUUUGUGAAAGACUCAUUUCAGUGUUGUAGCUGGUUAGUCAUCGUGGUGAAGGUCAUGGUUGGUGUUUGCUAAUGCCUGUCCUGGUGUGCUUGGAUGUGGGGUUUUUCAGUCUUUUCCCACUUCACCUUAACUGUGGAAGCUAGUAUGGGAUUCAUUCCUAAUCACCAACCCUGUGCCUGUGUGAGCACAGCAGCUGGGUAUGUUUCCUGUCUCUCCAUGUUUUCCAAGCCUGCAGCAGACUGUGUCCCUGCCAGUAUCCUGUGUGAGUAUGGUUAUCCCAGAGAAGCUGAGUCUGAGCUGGGAGUGCCUGGGAGGGGGCCAGUUUGCACAGCAGGC